AUGAAGUUCCUGCUGAAGAAAUGUUUGCGUAAGAAGGCGCCCGAAAUGAAACCGGGCGCCAUUUUGGACGCCGUCAUCUCACAAUCCUCGGCGAGCGCCUGCAAGUGUCUGCUCUACAAACUGGCGGAUUACAAGAGGGGCGGGGAUCUGAUCGAUGCGAUCAAUACGGGCGGAUUGAUAGCCGUGGAGCAGCUGAUCAGGGAUCAGUUUGGGGUGUUUAUGUAUAAUGAUGGCAAGGGUCAGGUCAUCAAUCGGGCGGAGUUCUUGCGCUGGAAGUAUCGCGAUCAUACGGAGGUGACCAUACCGAUUGAGGCAUCACUAUCGAUACACGAUCCUCUGGGCAAGUGGGAGGAUCACAAGGCCUGCUGGCAGAUGCAAUAUCGUGGCGCUCUGGGCGAGAGUCUGCUCCAUGUGCUCAUCAUCUGUGACUCGAAGAUACACACGAAGCUCGCCCGUGUGCUGCUCCGUGUCUUUCCCAAUCUCGCUCUGGAUGUGAUGGAGGGGGAGGAGUAUCUGGGUGCCAGUGCACUGCAUCUGUCCAUUGCCUACAGCAACAAUGAGCUUGUCGCCGAUCUCAUCGAGGCGGGUGCGGAUAUCAAUCAACGUGCCAUCGGUAGCUUCUUUCUGCCACGUGAUCAGCAGCGCAUGAAUCCGGCCAAGAGCACCGACUACGAGGGAUUGGCCUACAUGGGUGAGUAUCCACUUGCCUGGGCCGCCUGCUGUGCCAACGAGAGUGUCUACAAUCUCCUUGUGGAUUGCGGUGCCGAUCCGGAUGCCCAGGAUUCCUUUGGCAACAUGAUACUCCACAUGGUCGUCGUCUGCGAUAAGCUGGACAUGUUCGGCUAUGCUCUCAGGCAUCCCAAGACUCCAGCCAAGAAUGGCAUUGUCAAUCAGACGGGACUGACGCCCCUCACCCUCGCCUGCAAGCUGGGACGUGCCGAGGUCUUUCGCGAAAUGUUGGAGCUAUCCGCUAGAGAAUUCUGGCGUUACAGUAACAUCACCUGCUCCGGAUAUCCAUUAAAUGCCCUGGAUACUCUCCUGCCCGACGGUCGCACAAACUGGAACUCGGCACUGUUUAUCAUCCUAAACGGUACAAAGCCGGAGCAUCUGGACAUGUUGGAUGGCGGCAUUAUCCAACGUCUGCUGGAGGAGAAGUGGAAGACCUUUGCACAGAAUCAGUUCCUCAAGCGUCUGCUCAUUCUGUCUACACACUUACUCUGCCUUACCGUGUCUGUCUAUUUGCGUCCGGCACACGAUGGCGAUGACCUGGACGAGGGCGGAGAUCAGGCGGAUGCGCCAGCGACAGCAGCGCUCAAGGAUGGACAGCGAGAACUUAAUGGUAAUGGUGCGGAUGGAGAUGGGGAUGGUAAUGGGGAUGGGGGUGAUUAUAAUGCUCAGACUGUGGCGAGAUAUUGUGCCGAGCUGGCGACCAUUGCCGGCGUACUGAGCUAUGUGAUCUUUCAGCAGGGUGACGAGAUCAAGAAUCAAGGAUUGUCCGCAUUUCUCAAGCAGCUGUCCCAUGCGCCGGCCAAGGCAAUCUUUUUGUUUUCCAAUCUUCUGAUCCUCGCCUGCAUUCCAUUUCGUCUCAUUGGCGACACGGACACUGAGGAGGCCAUUCUCAUCUUUGCCGUGCCCGGCAGUUGGUUUCUUCUCAUGUUUUUCGCCGGCGCUAUUCGACUCACUGGACCGUUUGUCACCAUGAUAUACUCGAUGAUAACGGGUGAUAUGUUCACCUUUGGCAUCAUUUACUCCAUUGUAUUGUGCGGCUUCUCGCAGGCCUUCUACUUCCUCUACAAGGGACAUCCCCAGGUGCAGUCGACCAUGUUCAAUACCUACACUAGCACCUGGAUGGCUCUCUUUCAGACCACACUGGGUGACUACAAUUAUCCCGAUUUAAAUCAGACAACUUAUCCGAAUCUGUCGAAGACUGUCUUUGUCAUCUUCAUGAUAUUCGUGCCGAUUCUGUUGCUCAACAUGUUGAUUGCCAUGAUGGGCAACACUUAUGUGACCGUCAUUGAGCAGUCGGAAAAGGAAUGGAUGAAGCAGUGGGCCAAGAUUGUUGUCACGUUGGAGCGUGCUGUGCCACAGUCGGAUGCCAAGGGUUAUUUGGAGGCGUACUCCAUACCACUGGGUCCUGCGGAUGAUACGGGCUUUGAGGUGCGUGGUGUGAUGGUCAUCAAGAGCAAGAGCAAAACCAGAGCCAAGCAGCGCAAGGGCGCUGUUUCCAAUUGGAAGCGCGUUGGACGCGUCACGUUGACGGCGUUGAAGAAGCGCGGCAUGACGGGGGAGGAGAUGCGUCGGUUGAUGUGGGGACGCGCCUCGAUCUCGAGUCCGGUUAAGGUGACCAAACAGAAGCUCAAGGAUCCCUACAAUCUGCACACCGAAUCCGAUUUCACCAAUGCCAUGGACAUGCUCAGCUUUGCCAAUAAUCCUGCGGCCAGCAAUGGUGUCCAGUUGCGUGCGGCAACAACAACAACAACAGCAGCAGCAGCAACAGCUGUCGCUGCCGCCGCUCCAGAUCCGUUUCGUGAGCUAAUCCUCAUGUCGGAUCAACGCCCGGACACCCAUGAUCCACACUACUUUGCUGGUCUGCAGCAGCUGGCGAAUAAAGCCUUCGAUCUGGUCGAGCAGACGCUGAAGACGCAACCGCAGCUGGCCAAGAAGACAGCUGUGCCGGCAGUGGGAGCUGCAGUUGCUCCAGCCCAGCCCCCAGCAGCUGAAACCCAGAAAAACCCAGAAAUUGCUUCUCCUGCUAUGGUCAUGCCCAUGCCGGGCAAUCUGACGAAUUUGUUUCAAGAUCCCAAGGAUAUUGUGGAUCCCAAGAAGCUGGAGGAGUUCAUGAACAUGCUGGCCGAGGUGGAGACGGAGGAGAGCGACAGCGGUGGUCCCAUUCUCGGCAAGCUCUCGCUGGCCAAGCGCACACACAAUGCGCUCUCCAAGGCGGACAUCAAGCGCACGUCCAACUUCGAUGGCAAACCCAUGUCCUCGGUGUGGGGACAACAGCUGCCGGAUCUCGACCUGGAGCCGGCCUUUAAUUUCGAGGAGGCUGUGGCCGAGGAGGUGCUGACCAUUGAACAGGAGGCCGAGGUGGAAACCGAGGAUGGCAAUGGCAACCACGAGGAUAGCGAGGAUUUGCCCACAACGGAGCAGGUGCAUGCCACCAUGAAACAGUUCCAUUUACGCAAAUGCCAACCUGCCCAGGAUGAGGCAGCGCGUCGUGCCAAAAGCGCGCGAAUUCGUCGGAAAAACAAGGUAUCUCCCGAGCAGAGCGAUGCGGAGCUGGAGAGCAAACGUCAGCAGGCGUCACGUGGUCGCUCGGCACAUGGACGCAAAGCGGAAUCCCCUCCAGAUCCCCUGGAGCCUUGGAGCACGCGAGAGCUGCAGGACAUCAACAAGAUACUCGCCAAGAAGAAAUAAGAGUUGCACAUACAUACGUUAUCCUGGCACAUAAAUCAAUUCGGUUUUGCGUAUAAUUUUUUAAGAUUUUCUUCUUCUUGCUUAAACAUAAUAAUUCAUAAUUUAUUAAAUAUCUUCGGCUAUACGCACCAAAGUUUGCACAAUAAAAUAUACUUGCAGCAUAUACAUAUAUGAAAUUUAUACAACGCUCCAGUCGAGAGUGCUCGACUACGAGAUACCCUUUCUUCUACACGCUCUGUACAAUUUAUUUCCUGAAUAAUUUCUGUUCAUUGCUUAAAAUUCGUUUUUUAUUUUCUCGUUUUGCGGUUGAGUCUAAAAAUUAAAACUUGAUCUACGGUUAAAAAAUUAUUAUAUUUGUAGUCAGACAAACGGACAUU
This is a messenger RNA of Drosophila innubila, 3794 nucleotides long. RefSeq lists its product as uncharacterized. Lineage: Eukaryota; Metazoa; Arthropoda; Insecta; Diptera; Drosophilidae. Gene Ontology annotation, molecular function: protein binding; calcium channel activity. Gene Ontology annotation, cellular component: membrane. Bases 1 to 3417 code for a protein of 1138 amino acids. Gene Ontology annotation, biological process: calcium ion import across plasma membrane. The record is from RefSeq and is a predicted model, not a curated record. The transcript is spliced from 9 exons.